AUGGGAAACCCGCUCCAUCAUGCUCCGGCAUACACGCCACAGAGGAAACUUAAGAUUGUUACGGUAGGUGCCGGGCUUUCUGCCCUAAUCUUCGCUCACAAAUUGCAACACGAACGACCAGAAUUCCAACAAUUGGUGUCGCAUAAAAUAUAUGAGCUGAGGAGUGAUAUUGGAGGAACCUGGCUUGUUAACAGAUACCCUGGCGUCCAAUGUGAUGUCCCUGCGCAUGUAUAUGCCUUUCCAUUCGACCCUAAACCUGAUUGGAGCCACUUUUACGCGACUGGACCGGACAUUCAUAACUAUAUCAAAGAGACAGCCAAAAAAUGGAGCCUUGACCGCGAUGUUCACCUCAAUCACAAAGUGACAGAAGUGAUUUGGCAAGAAGACCUUGGUCAAUGGAAAAUUACGGUGGAGACUCGAGAGCAAACUUUUAUUGAGUACGCCGAUUUUUUCAUAUCGGGGCAAGGGGUUUUGAAUAAAUGGCGUUGGCCAGAUGUUGAAGGACUAGAAAAAUUCAAAGGGCAUAAGUGUCAUUCAGCCGAAUGGGACGAGAGCUACGAUUAUUCGCAUAAGACUGUGGCUGUUAUUGGAAACGGAUCGUCUGGAGUACAAAUCCUGCCCAAACUGGCGAAUCUUCCCGGGGCAAAGGUAAUCAGCUUUCAGAGAAGUCCUAACUACGUAUAUUCACCAACAGCUCCUGCAAAACUACUGGACCACGAUAACCCGGCCCAAAAUCCGGCGUAUACUGAGGAAGACAAACACCGGUUUCGCGAGGAUAAGACCUUUCACCGGGAAUAUCGUCGAAAAAUUAUCCAUAAUAUCAAUUCGAUGUUCAGAGUGUUUGUCAAAGGUUCACAAGAGAAUCUUAAGGAAUCGGAGGCAGGCCGCCUCCAAAUGGCCGAGAAAUUGCAACAAGAUCCCGACUUAUGCUCAAAAUUAAUACCAAAGUGGGGUCUUGGCUGCCGACGCAUUACCCCAGCUGAAGGGUAUCUCGAGUCUUUUUCGAAGUCAAAUGUUCAACUAGUCUUCGAUACAGUAACGGCUGCUACCGAGACUUCAGUUGUGACAGCAAGUGGCCAGUCCUUUGAGGUGGACGUUGUUGCCUGCGCGACUGGUUUCGACGUCUCAUGGAAGCCGCAGUGGCGCAUGAUAGGCAAAAAUCAAGUGGAUCUGAAUCAAGAGUGGUCUGUCGAUCCGAAGUCUUAUAUCUCUCUUGCCGCAGCCGAUAUGCCAAACCACUUUAUCUUCUUGGGACCUAAUGCUGUAGUCACUCACGGAUCGCUCGUUGAAUCGAUCAAUUGGACGGCAGAUUAUAUCUUAAAGUGGAUAUAUAAGGUGGUGACCGAAGACAUCAAGUCUAUCACGCCUAAAACAGGUGUCAUCAAUGAGUUUAUCGAGAAAGGAAAUGAGAUCCAUGAGACAUUGAUCUGGACAGACAGCUGCUCUAGUUGGUUUAAACGGAAUACUCUCAACGGACGAGUUACCGCUGGAUUUGGAGGUAGUGCGCUACUGUUUCGAAAAUUGAUUCAGGAAAUUCGGCCGGAAGACUUCGACAUUGAGUACCGAAACUCCAAUCGGUGGUCUUUUCUGGGGAAUGGCUUCACCGAAUACGAGUUGGAUCCGAAGAAUGAUUUGGCGUGGUAUCUGAAGCAUUGA
Molecule: messenger RNA, 1656 nt
Organism: Exophiala aquamarina CBS 119918
Lineage: Eukaryota; Fungi; Ascomycota; Eurotiomycetes; Chaetothyriales; Herpotrichiellaceae
Exons: 4
Coding region: 1-1656 (551 amino acids)
Molecular function (GO): NADP binding; N,N-dimethylaniline monooxygenase activity; flavin adenine dinucleotide binding
Source: RefSeq, a predicted model, not a curated record